Molecule: messenger RNA, 542 nt
Organism: Tinamus guttatus (white-throated tinamou)
Lineage: Eukaryota; Metazoa; Chordata; Aves; Tinamiformes; Tinamidae
Source: RefSeq, a predicted model, not a curated record
GACCUACAGAGAAACCUUCUGUACCCCAGAAGCCACCACAUGCUGACGAUGACUUUAACCUGGAAGAUGCUCUUUUUCCUGGUGACCCCAAGGAAGAUCUACCUGCACAUCCUGGAGACACUGGACGAAAAGACUUAGAUCCAAAGAGUGAUGGAAAGCCUGGGGGCAACUUUGAUGAUUUGGAUCUAUCUGACGGCAGUUUGCCAAGAGGACGAGAUGAUGGCGGCAGUGAUGGACGAAGGGAUGCAAAUCCGAAUAAUGGUGGAGAAUCUGAGGCUUCUCAGGGAGCCAUUGCUGGAAUUAUAAGUGCUGUGGCUGCUACUGUAAUUGGAGCAGUAUCUAGCUUCAUUGCUUACCAGAAGAAGAAGCUGUGUUUCAAACAAAGCGCAGAUCAGGAGAAUGUGAAUAUGGAAAGUCAUCGUGGAGCACAAUCUGAGCCACCUGUACAGCGCACGCUUCUGGAGAACUAAAUCAAGGAAAACAUGAUGAAGAACAGACCAUUAAAACUGGAUAGAGAGCCUGCUUUCUGCCUUAAAAAAAAA